GAGCAGAAAAACAACAACAGGCUACUCUGUAAGGAAGGCAGCUGCAUGGGUUAGCGACAACAACCACCAGGAUUUCACGCAUGCAGCCUUAUUUUCUUGAACCAAAAUGCACCUUAGACUUAUAAUGCGAGUGCUGGAGGGUGCUAAUGUUCUCCGUGUGCUGGAGUGAUACAGAUAAAGGGGAAAAACAGUUUGUAAAGUAGCUGGCUUAGCACCUAGCUGUGUGCGCGUCUCUAUGUUCGAGUGUCUUCCGGCAGAAGCAGCGGCAGCGGCGGUGCCAUGAACAGUGGACUCCCACCUUCAGCUGCUCCGCUCGGGGGUGCCGGGAUACCCUGUGUCAAGGUGAAGUUUUGCCGGUACUACGCGAAAGACAAAACCUGCUUUUACGGAGAUGAAUGCCAGUUCCUGCACGAAGAUCCGUCCAUGGGAAGCCUCUCGCUGCACGGCGGCGGCGGCAGUCCAGUCCCGUUACCCGCAGCAGGGUACUCCCUCGGUGGUACGGCGGUGACGGCUUGCCCCGGCGGUGGAGGGACCGGUGUGUCCAAGAAGAACGAAACACUGGGGCCCGCGGGCACAUCUCUGGAGGGGCAGCUACUAACCAUCCCAGGAAUGGAGGGUCCAAGCCUGAGCGAUGCCAAUCUUACCAACUCUUACUUCAGCAGCAGCUUUAUUGGGGUCAAUGGGUUCGGAAGCCCAGCAGAGUCAAAAUAUUCAAUGAUGCAGCGAAUGACCACCAGCAGCAGCUCUCCCAGUCUUCUCAAUGAUGGUGCCAAGAACUUCAGCCACAGCGCUCAUGAUCCAGUGAACUCCCCGACAGCUUCACUGUUCAGCGAUUUUGGUGCUCUUAGCAUUUCUCAAAGAAGAAAGGCUCCAAACCCGACAGCAAGCGAGUUUAUCCCCAAGGGAGCUCCUCGAAUGGCCGCCAUGACGCAGUCUGCUGUCCAGUCCUUCCCCUCUCCUCUCUUUGCUCAUCCUGGCCUCGGGAGCUCCACAGCUGCUGCUCUGGCUCCAGGCAUGUCACUUUCUGCUGGAUCAUCCCCUCUUCACUCUCCAAAAAUUACACCUCACACCUCCCCUGCCCCUCGUCGGCGCAGCCACACUCCAAACCCUGCCAACUACAUGGUGCCCACCACAGCGUCGGACCAGGGCGGACACAUUAUCCAGAAAGAGACUGUUGGAGGAACAACCUACUUCUAUACCGACAACACCCCAGUUCCAAUGGCUGGGAUGGUGUUUCCUACCUUUCACCUGUACCCCCCCACUGCUCCUCAUGUGGCUUACAUGCAGCCAAAAGCCAAUGCCCCGUCCUUUUUUAUGGCUGACGAGCUCCGACAGGAGUUAAUUAACAGACAUCUGAUAACCAUGGCCCAAAUUGACCACGCAGAGAACCCAGAUGUACCAUCUGAGGUGGACAGCUACCACAGCCUGUUCCCUCUUGAACCUCUUCCUCCACCCAACCGCAUGCAGAAGACCAGCAACUUCAGCUACAUCACCUCCUGCUACAAGGCGGUCAACAGCAAGGAUGACCUGCCCUACUGCCUGAGGAGGAUACACGGAUUUCGCCUUGUAAACACAAAGUGCAUGAUGCUGGUGGACAUGUGGAAGAAGAUUCAGCACUCAAAUGCGGUAACGCUUAGGGAGGUCUUCACCACUAAGGCCUUUGGAGACCACUCGUUGGUCUUCUCUUAUGACUUCCAUUCAGGUGCAGAAACAAUGUUCAGCAGACAUUUUAAUGACCCAGCAGCAGACUCGUACUUUACCAAAAGGAAGUGGGGUCAACACGAACCUCCGCCGCCGCGGCAGCAUGCAGGUCUGCUGCCGGAGUCUCUGAUCUGGGCCUACAUCGUGCAGCUCAGCUCGGCCCUGCGCACCAUCCACACUGCCGGUUUGGCGUGCCGGGUCAUGGACCCCAGCAAGAUUCUCAUCACCGGCAAGACCAGGCUACGAUUAAACUGUGUCGGCGUGUUCGAUGUCUUAACGUUUGACAACAGUCAAACCAAUCAUCUUGCCCUCAUGCCACAGUACCAGCAAGCAGAUCUAGUGUCGCUGGGCAAGGUUGUGCUGGCUUUGGCGUGUAAUUCACUCGCUGGAAUUCAAAGGGAGAACCUGCAGAAGGCCAUGGAGCUGGUGUCUAUAAACUACUCCUCAGACCUCAAGAACCUGAUUCUGUAUCUGCUGACUGACCAGUCUCGCCUACGCAGUGUCAAUGACAUCAUGCCCAUGAUCGGAGCCCGCUUCUAUACACAGCUGGACGCAUCGCAGAUGAGGAAUGAUGUCAUUGAGGAAGACCUUGCCAAGGAGGUACAAAAUGGUCGUCUCUUCCGCCUGCUCGCCAAGCUGGGCACCAUCAACGAGCGUCCAGAGUUUCAAAAGGACCCGGCGUGGUCGGAGACGGGCGACCGCUACCUGCUGAAGCUUUUCCGGGAUCACCUGUUCCACCAGGUGUCGGAAGCGGGGGCGCCCUGGAUCGACCUCAGCCACAUUGUUUCCUGCCUCAACAAACUGGACGCGGGCGUUCCUGAGAAGAUCAGCCUGGUUUCUCGGGACGAGAAAAGCGUCCUGGUUGUUACCUACUCGGACCUGAAGCGCUGCUUCGACAGCACCUUCCAGGAGCUGCAGGCUGCUGCCGCCGGCUCUCUGUAGCGCCCUUCUUGGGCCCAGGGUGGGACUGUCCGCACCUGGAGCACGCAAUUGCACUACAGCGGAGGAGCAGGCUCACGUAUGACAUCAGCACACAGCAAAAAGGCAGCAAGGCAGGGCUUUGUGGACCUCAGUCACAUACACUGACCCCUGUCCACCAGGAAGGCUUUUCUAAAGUGUAUUUUUCUUUGUUUUUCUAAACCCUGCAGCUGAAAAUGCAAAACAAAAAGAAAAAGAGAGAGACAGUUAAAGAAGCUGUGAUAAACAACUGUUUUGUUUUUUUUUCUAAAUUUGGGGAACAAAAGGAGAGACGACGAGGUUUUGAACUGUUUUCCUUGAUUUUAUUGUUUAUUUCUACAGCUGGGGUUUGUUUUUCUGAGGAGGAUGCACUAAGGUUUUAAUUUUUCUGUCCAAUUUCUUUACUUUUAUGAAAUUGUGUGAGUGGCCUACAGGGUGCACAGAGAGCUGAAGUCUCACACACACACGUGCGCGCGCAGGCAGAAACGCCAACUUAAAGAAAAGAAAAUCCAGCUUUCUGUUGACCAGGUUUCUCUGCCGGUUGGAGAUCACACCCUUUUCAUUCUUACGCACUCGGAGACGGGACCUGUGGUGCGGUGGGCCGGCGCCUGUUUCACAAAUCGGGCCGGCCCACCUCUGCCUCGUUUGUUGGUCCCCUUCGUGAAAGGACAAACCACUGGGGGUGGGUGGAAGGGUUUUUAAAACUGGAAGACAAAAGGAUUUUUGACGUUUUGU
This is a messenger RNA of Nematolebias whitei (Rio pearlfish), 3393 nucleotides long. RefSeq names its product poly(A) specific ribonuclease subunit PAN3 (gene pan3). Gene Ontology annotation, cellular component: PAN complex; P-body. Gene Ontology annotation, molecular function: metal ion binding; poly(A) binding. Gene Ontology annotation, biological process: mRNA processing; nuclear-transcribed mRNA poly(A) tail shortening. Lineage: Eukaryota; Metazoa; Chordata; Actinopteri; Cyprinodontiformes; Rivulidae. The record is from RefSeq and is a predicted model, not a curated record. The transcript is spliced from 18 exons. The coding region runs from base 280 to 2643 and encodes 787 amino acids.